AUGUCAAGUUUUGGCACUCAUAGUGUACAUUUCCCCUCGUCCUCCUCUAUGCAAACCCCUUUUGAUCUACCUACAGACAUAGUGGCCAUCAUGGAGAGGUACAACAAUGAAAUGGCCGACUGUUUUAUGGCUAAGGCUAAGAAGAUCUGUCAUGAUUUUGGUCGAGGUGGAGACGAGAGGGAGAAUGGGGAUGCAAGAGAUGUGAUCUACCGCAGGGCGCAGAAGUUGGCACCUGAUGUUCUGGUGAUGGGAAGCCAUGGUUACAGCCUUAUCAAGAGACUAGUGAUUGGUGAAAUGUGGCAAGGCGUGAGCUAUCAUUGUGCUCAAAAUGUCAAGUGCCCUGUGUUGGUAGUGAAGAGACCAACAUCUAGCAGGAAUAACUAA
Eucalyptus grandis is the source of this 384-nucleotide messenger RNA. RefSeq names its product universal stress protein A-like protein. The record is from RefSeq and is a predicted model, not a curated record. The coding region runs from base 1 to 384 and encodes 127 amino acids. The transcript is spliced from 4 exons. NCBI's taxonomy places the organism in Eukaryota, Viridiplantae, Streptophyta, Magnoliopsida, Myrtales, Myrtaceae.